AUGUCUCUCACAACCGACCGUGACGUCGACCGCGUCGAACAGAAGAUUGCGGAAGCUGUUAGCCUUGCUGUCGCAACGAAUUGCGACAUAGUAAGGGACAAAAUGUGCUCCCCUGUACAUCACCACGGGAAAAUCCUCGUUAUCAAGCACGACAAAGUCAAAUCGGCCAUGCCCGUGUUCGAGAUUGUUAAUAUCACUCAAGAGGAUUAUUGCGGGACCCAGGAUUCAUUUGUUGCUGGUUCCUAUCCUUCACCUGGACCAAUAUUAAUCCGGAAACGAAUGUCUACAACGACAGCACGGAACGAGUUACUAUACGUCAAAAGAAAUUUCGGGCUCUUCGACGCCUCAACACCGUUGUUUCUGCAGGCUGUGAUCACUGGCAGCGCAGAUGGAUCCUUUGUCAAGAUUGACCUGGACGCACGCGCAGAAAUCGUACCUUACAUCGUACAACUUCGAAUCAUUACUUGA
This is a messenger RNA of Lentinula edodes (shiitake mushroom), 468 nucleotides long. RefSeq lists its product as uncharacterized. Bases 1 to 468 code for a protein of 155 amino acids. The record is from RefSeq and is a predicted model, not a curated record. The transcript has 6 exons. NCBI's taxonomy places the organism in Eukaryota, Fungi, Basidiomycota, Agaricomycetes, Agaricales, Omphalotaceae.